ACAUGGCAAAAGUGUAUAACCCAGUACCCACCCUGACAACAAGAUACAUGUAUCCACCUUCAGAUCCAUCCCUUUCCACUAUUCUGGAUCACUGGAUUCUAUCCCCCACUUCUUCCUUUCAUUUCACUGCCCCCCACCCCCAAGUGCCUUGAGUUUCAAGUAAUCUUGAAUCUAUCUAUCUACAUGUAUUUAUUUAUGCCUAGAUUCCUUUAAAUCUUUUCCCAAAUUUGAUUAAAUCCUGUCCCCCACUCUGUUCUCUGGGUGUCUGAUGCGAGCUUUAAUUCGGCUCGGGUAUGGAUCAUCAAGGAUCCGGUAAUCGGGUAGAAGCUAAUCCGGAACUGGGUUCGACUGCGCAAAGUGUGGGCGAGACGAGAAUCGCGAUUGAAGUUGAUGAAAAGGAUGAGAAUUCAGUGAGGCGAGGUGAUGAUGAGGAGGAGGGAUUUUGUUGUGGGGAGGAUUUGGAAAGGGUGUGCAGAAUAUGCCAUUUGAAUGCGAAAGAUAUGAAGAAUUCAAAGGAUUUGAUUAUUGAGCUGGGUUGUAAUUGUAAAGGGGAGCUUGGAUUUGCCCAUUUGCAUUGCGCAGAGGCAUGGUUUAAGCUCAAAGGAAACAGGUUAUGCGAAAUAUGUGGGGAGACGGUGAAAAACGUGAGAGGCGUGGGCGAUGCGAGGUUCAUGGAAGAGUGGAACGACGGGGGAGCUAGCGCUGCAGAAAGCGGUAAGAGUUGCUGGAAUGGACAGCCAUUCUGCAACUUCUUGAUGGCCUGCCUGGUUAUAACGUUGUUACUUCCUUGGUUUUUACGAGUGGAUAUCUUUUGACAUUAAGUGAUAGAUCGAAGAUGCAAAGCAUUCUUAGCUUGAGUUUGAUUCUCUGUAAGUGUAAGUUGUAGCCUCCACUUGAAUAUAUACAUAAACACACACACAGUGAUGUACAAUGUUGAUUACACUAUUGUCUGGUCCAUCAAAAGUUGAAAUAUUGUCUUUACAUGAAAAA
Ipomoea triloba (trilobed morning glory) is the source of this 990-nucleotide messenger RNA. RefSeq lists its product as uncharacterized. The record is from RefSeq and is a predicted model, not a curated record. The transcript has 2 exons. Gene Ontology annotation, molecular function: zinc ion binding. The coding region runs from base 294 to 815 and encodes 173 amino acids. Lineage: Eukaryota; Viridiplantae; Streptophyta; Magnoliopsida; Solanales; Convolvulaceae.